UCUUUACAACUGUCGCACUCCGGAAGUUUCCACGCCGUGGUCGCCUGGAUUCAUCUUAUAGGCUAUUACCUUAAAUCUGACAGCCGAAAUUGCAUGCAGCUUACAUGCAGAUAUGAUUCGCCUCACAAUAUGGUGUGAUAAGCUGAUGUCAGCACUAAAUAAGCCUUGCCAUGGCUUGUAGGCUGGGGGUAUAUAAGAAUAGUGAGCUGAGAUGAUGAGUGAAUUGCAACUUACUGUUGUUCGCCAUUCAGCAGGUUCACCUUUCCAAAAUGCAGAACAAGGCAGCAUUCAUUGAUCAGCCGCGGCAGACUCUCUCAGUCCGCGAGGCGCCAUACACGCCUCCCACAGCGCACCAGAUUGUGAUCCGCAACCGGGCGAUCGCCAUCAACCACAUCGACUGGAAGAUCCAGGAAAACCCCGAGUUCGCACCGCUGCGGUACCCCGGCAUUCUCGGCCACGAGUCUGCCGGGGAGGUGGUGGCCGUGGGAAGCGCAGUCACCCGAUUCGCUGUCGGAGACCGAGUGCUCGCCGAGGGGACGGCGAUGGCCACGUCCAGCCCGGCGGAGGGAUCGUUCCAGCUGCUGACUGUCGUUCCGGAGCAUGUCGUCUGCCGGAUCCCCGAUUCCCUAUCAUUUGCGCGGGCGACCGUUCUGCCGCUCGGCGUGUCGACGGCUGCGAUGGGUCUGUACGCUGCGGGAACCCUUGAACUGGCGUAUCCAUCCUGUCCCAAGGCGGAAUCUAGAGGGGAGACCAUCAUUGUAUGGGGGGGCAGCUCCAGCGUGGGCAGCAAUGUGAUCCAACUGGCUGUUCAGGCCGGAUACGAGGUUGUUGCGACUGCAUCCCCACACAACUUUGACUACGUGCGAGGGCUGGGCGCGACGGCCGUGUUCGAUUACCACGAGGAGAGUGUCGUGGAGGAUCUUGUUGCUGCCGUGAGAGGGAAGACGGUGAUUGGGGGGUUUGAUGCCGUGGGAUACGACGCUGCGGGCGUGUCUGCAUCGACUCCCCUGUCGCAGGUUCUGUCAAGAACAGAAGACCAGUCUGUUGGAAAACAGCACACACGGUGUAAGCUGGUUUCUGUCCAUCCAGCUCCCCGCGCCCUGCCGGAGGGAAUCGAGUUCAAAAUGGCGUGGGCGGUUGUGCCGCCCGAGCUGGGGCUGGCGAUCUACCGAGACUUCCUGCCCGGCGCCCUCGAGCAGGGAACGUACCGGGCAGUGCCUGAGCCGGUGGUGGUUGGCCAUGGGCUGGAGGCUAUCCAGGGAGGGGUGGAUGUGUUGAAGAGGGGUGUUUCUGCCCGCAAGAUUGUCGUAUUGGUUGAUUGACAUAUACUAUCAGCCUCGGAUAAUAGUGCUUACUGUUUAUCUGACAUUGA
Penicilliopsis zonata CBS 506.65 is the source of this 1372-nucleotide messenger RNA. RefSeq lists its product as hypothetical. Lineage: Eukaryota; Fungi; Ascomycota; Eurotiomycetes; Eurotiales; Aspergillaceae. The record is from RefSeq and is a predicted model, not a curated record. The transcript has 2 exons. Gene Ontology annotation, molecular function: zinc ion binding; oxidoreductase activity, acting on NAD(P)H. Bases 270 to 1322 code for a protein of 350 amino acids.